AUGUUAUUUCCAAAUAGAACCAAUGUCCACCCAGCUACUUUCCUCCUCCUUGGAAUCCCAGGGCUGGAGGCUGCUCAUGUCUGGAUCUCCAUCCCUUUUUGCCUGGUUUAUCUACUGGCUGUGAUGGGGAAUUGUGUCCUUGUAUUCAUCAUCAAGACACACCCCAGUCUUCAUGAACCCAUGUAUCUCUUCCUCUGCAUGCUCUCUGUGAAUGACCUGAUGCUUUGCACCACGGUGGUUCCCAAGAUUCUCAGUCUCUUCUGGUUCGAUGACAGAGAAAUCAACUUUAAAGCUUGCCUCAUCCAGAUAUUUUUCAUCCACUCUUUGUCCACCAUGGAGUCGGGAUUCCUGUUGGCUAUGGCCUUUGACCGGUAUGUGGCCAUCUGCAACCCUCUGAGGCAUUCCACCAUCCUGACACAUGGAGUGAUCAUGGCUUUGAGUCUGGCCAUUGUCCUACGUGGCGUUAUCCUGCUGACUCCACAUCCUUUCUUACUGAUGAGGCUUCCCUAUUGCAAAACCAACAUUAUUGCCCACACCUACUGUGAAUUUAUGGCCCUGAUCAAACUGGCCUGUGCUAAUACCAGGGUCCACAGAUUAUAUGGCUUAAUUCUUGCCUUCCUUACUGGUGGGCUGGACUUCAUAAUGAUAAUCUGCUCUUACAUUCUCAUUUUUCAUGCUGUGUUUCGUCUCCCAUCAAAGGAGGCCAGACUCAAGACCUUGAGCACAUGUGGCUCACAUGUUUGGGUCAUCUUAGUGUUUUAUACACCUGCCUUUUUCUCCUUUAUCACCCACAGGUUUGGUCAUAACGUAGCUCCACACAUCCACAUCUUUAUAGCCAACAUUUAUCUUCUGAUUCCUCCUAUGAUGAACCCUAUCAUCUAUGGUGUUAAAACCAAAAUUAUCCGGCAAAGUAUUCUUAAAGUACUCACAAAUAUGUAUGUUUGA
Messenger RNA from Myotis daubentonii (Daubenton's bat), 945 nucleotides. RefSeq names its product olfactory receptor 52D1-like. Gene Ontology annotation, cellular component: plasma membrane. NCBI's taxonomy places the organism in Eukaryota, Metazoa, Chordata, Mammalia, Chiroptera, Vespertilionidae. The record is from RefSeq and is a predicted model, not a curated record. Gene Ontology annotation, biological process: G protein-coupled receptor signaling pathway. Gene Ontology annotation, molecular function: G protein-coupled receptor activity; olfactory receptor activity.